AUGGCGGACCCUUCUCCUAAGCGCAAGGACGAAGGCGUCGUUUCGCCCGUCGGCAUGGUGAUUGAGGAGCCGGCAUUCCCCAAUAUUCUUGGUCAAGAACCGAUUUCCACGCCCACAUCCAUGAAAAAGACGGACAUCACAGACAUGGCGCCUCCAAAACACGCAGACCAGACACCGCAAAGCCCUUCUGGUUCCAUGGGAAAUGCCCAGGAUUAUUUCGCGCCACAUUCGCGACCAACACAGCAGCGAUGGGCGACAGAGCGACCAAAGCCCUCGGUGAGGCACACACUUUUGGGCAGAACGCAACGUCCGCGCAAAAAAAGGCCUGCACAACCAGACCGCACUGCUACCAUUACCUUUGACCCAGACUCCGACUCGUCCGAUUCUUCCGACGACGAAAGAAUAUACCCCAGCAAAAGCCUAGGACAUGCCGACGACCUGACGAAGCAAGCGAGUCAAAAACCGCGCGAACGAUCCGGUCCAUUCUCCCGCCUCAAAAUCGCGAACGAGCAUUUCAAUACAAAGGGCAGAGUGUCGAGGGCGGACGGUCGUUUGAAGCUCAGCAUUCUGGAAGAGAAUCUGAGCAGUGGGUACAUUGCAAAGGCGCUGGGCACGGCAUUUAGAAAGCAUGGCAACAAGGACGAGGAAGCAGAGAGCUAUGGCGACAUUAGCGCCACCAAGAUAGCCCCAGAAGACGAUGAAAUGGAACAUGAUCUUUCCAGGCGCAUCAAGCUCAACAUUGUGAUUAUCAUCAUCGGCUCACGCGGUGACAUCCAACCUUUCAUUCGGAUAGGCAAGAUCUUGAAGGAGGACUACGGGCAUCGCGUUCGGCUGGCAACACACCCAGCGUUCAAGGAUUUUGUAGAGAAGGAUUCAGGGCUGGAGUUUUUCUCUGUUGGGGGCAACCCUGCUGAGCUCAUGGCCUUUAUGGUGAAGAACCCGGGCCUGAUUCCGAAUAUCGACACCAUCAAGGAGGGCGAGAUAGGCCGCAGAAGAGCUCAGAUGUACGAGAUGUUCCAGGGCAUGUGGCGCGCUUGCAUCAAUGCAUCCGACGAUGAGACGGACAAGAUGAACGCGAAAAUGAUGGGCGACAAGGCUCCAUUCGUUGCGGACGCGAUUAUCGCCAACCCACCCAGCUUUGCACCGCAGCACAUAGCCGAGAAGCUCGGCAUACCGCUUCAUAUGAUCUUUCCCUAUACACCCACGAGCCAGUUUCCCCACCCUCUUGCCAACAUUAGAGCCAGCAACGUCGAAGCCACCUACAGCAAUUUCAUGUCUUAUCCACUUGUGGAGAUGAUGAUGUGGCAGGGCCUCGGUGAUCUCAUAAACCGCUUUCGAACUCAGGUUCUGCAUCUCGAAGAAGUCAGCAGACUGUGGGCGCCAGGUCAGCUCUACAGACUGAAAGUGCCGUAUACUUACAUGUGGUCACCGGGUCUCAUCUCCAAGCCAAAGGAUUGGGGCCCAGAGAUUGACAUUUCUGGUUUCGUUUUCCUGGAUCUCGCCUCCUCCUUCACUCCUCCGGACGAGCUGAAGAAGUUUCUGGAUGAUGGCGAGCCACCGGUGUACAUUGGCUUCGGAUCGAUCGUGGUCGAUGACCCUGACCAAUUUACCAAUCUCAUCUUUGAGGCUGUGAAGAUGGUUGGAUGUCGCGCUCUGGUAUCCAAAGGCUGGGGUGGCUUCGGUUCCAAUGCGGACUGUCCCGACAACGUCUUCAUGCUCGAAAACACACCGCACGACUGGUUGUUCCCUCGGUGUAGUGCUGUCAUACACCACGGUGGUGCUGGAACAACCGCCAUUGGUCUCAAGUGUGCGAUACCGACCAUGAUCGUGCCUUUCUUUGGCGAUCAACCGUUUUGGGGCGCGAUGGUCAGCAAGGCCAAGGCAGGAGCGCACGAAUGCAUACCCUACAAGAAACUUACCGCCGAGCGUUUGGCAGAGGGUAUCAAGCAGUGUCUCACUGAUGAGGCCAAGGAGAAUGUCAAGAAAAUUGCCGACAGCAUCGCAAAGGAAGGUGAUGGUGCCCUCAAUGCUGUGCGCUCAUUCCACAGAUCUUUGCCGCUCCAAGGAGAGGGAAGUAUGCGUUGCGAUUUCCUCGACAAUCGCGCUGCGGCUUGGAAAAUCAAGAACACGAAUGUCAAACUCUCUGCGCUGGCGGCCGAGAUCCUUGUCGAGAAGAAGAAGCUCAAAUGGAGCGAGCUACGUCUUGUUCGGCACUAUGAGUGGAACGACUUUGGCGGGCCCGGCGAGCCCAUUACAGGUGUCUGGGGUAGUCUGAUGUCCUCGUUCUCAGACGCAGCAGCUGGCGUUGGGGGUAUGCCCGUCGAGAUGGGCAAAAGCAUAAGAAAGAGGGAGAAGCUGAAAGCAAAGAAACGCAUCGUUCAGAAGCGAAAUGAGCAUAAGAAGGCGACACUUUCCAAGGCGAACAGCAACUCACCCGAGGGCGCAGUGGAAAGAGGGGAACAACAACAGGGCGGUCGACCGAAACCUACUCGCGAUAACACGACGCUUUCCAGGAUUUCGGAACCCGAAGAAGAGCUGGCUGAUGAGCUUGGGCGCGAAGCUGCAUUUGGGUUCAGGAAGACUGGGCAUGCCAUUGCUCGUUUUCCGAUGAACUUGACUCUUGCUGUCACACAAGGAUUCCACAACGCCCCACGUCUAUACGGCGACGAGACGGUCCGCCGUCCCCCUCGGGUCACCGGGUUCCAUUCUGGCACCCGUGCUGGCCGCGAUGAGCUUGUAUAUGGUGUCAUGGAUGGGGUCACAGGUCUCGUCACUCAACCCUACAAUGGCGCCAAGAACAAUGGUCUUGUAGGCGCCCUCCGAGGUGUUGGUUUCGGCAUCGGCGGCUUUGUCCUUAAAGACAUUGCAGCCUUCAUGGGUCCCUUGGCGUACACCAUGAAGGGCCUUGAUGCAGAAUACAUGAAACGCUACCAACCGACCAACUAUCUCCGCCGAGCCCGCAUUGCCGAAGGUCAACAGGAACUCCAAAUGCUCGACUCUGAAUCGCGCGUCGCAGUCGCCCAGGAAGACCAACACGGGACCAACAACAAAAUGACCCAGGGGAAGCGCCAAGUGGAAGAAAACGUCACCAUACGCUGGAAUGCCCUCCAACAGACUAUAGCACAGGAGAAAAUGCAGCAUAAGAACGGUAUCAUCGGAUCUCUUACCGGUCGUGGUGAUGUGAAAGAAGGCCAACGGGUGGGUCGGAAAAGCACUGAGACCACGAAACGCGACCCGAAGCGAUCUUACGAACACGGCAAAGCGAGUACGUGGGCGCCAAAUGAGAAACCAGGACAACAGGUUGAUGCAGAUGCAUCGACAAAGGUUCUGGAUCCGGGCAAUGCAAGAAGGAGCGUGGACGGUCACGCAAGAGGUGCAACGAUGAACAGGAUGAGUACUGCGCCCAUCACGUCAGUGGAACGUGGGGAACAUGGGUAUAGGGAUAAGCUGCAGAUUCCGACGAGGCCUUCCGCAGAUGGUUCGGACAGCACGAAAGUCGGCGGGGAGCCUUUAGAAUUGGGAGCUGUAGAACACAAGACUGGAAGGAGUUUGAGCAUCGAUGGGCGAAAGGCAGAAGCGGGUGUUGUCUAGAAGACAUGGUGGCGGCGGUGGCUGUUGUAAGAUGUUUCCAUGAUUAUAUCAUUUCGACUUUUCAUUCGAAGGAUUCGCUUGGAUGGAUGCUAUGCACCUUUUGUAAUCAGAAGAUACCCUAUUAUUCAAAUACAUUGUUGAAGCAA
Pyrenophora tritici-repentis Pt-1C-BFP is the source of this 3737-nucleotide messenger RNA. The record is from RefSeq and is a predicted model, not a curated record. Lineage: Eukaryota; Fungi; Ascomycota; Dothideomycetes; Pleosporales; Pleosporaceae.